AUGAUCAGACUACAAGUCAGAAUCAUACCUGCUAGUCAGGCUGAUAAUGAAGUAUCCUCACGGGUUAGUAGACCAUCGAAUUUUGGACCUAGCUCCUAUCAUUUGCAAAGCUCGACGCCAAAUGCCUCAGUGAAAUCCUUUUCAAAUAAUGAUGACGAUACUUAUGGAUUUCUUCAUUUGGUCACUCCAUCUGAGCUGUUGAAAACUGUUCGAGACAGUAUCGUUAACAGAUUUGCAAAAAUUUAUCCGGAAGAGGGUCCUUUAUUUAUCGAGCGUCUUCAAGACUCGUCAGGACUGGAUUUAGACCCUGAUUACAAGGUUGGUGAUGUAUUUGCUGACCGUGACGACCUUUUUGUUAUAUUACAAGAACCAGUUACAAGAAACGAUAUCUUACAAUCCAACGUCUCGGUUGCCGAUGAGCCAUCACUCAAGCGACGCGCUGAAGAUGACAGUAAUAGUAGCAUUGUCCUGCGUCCUACCAAAUCUCGUAAACGCAAGAGUUCUAUUUGGAUGACUCCUUCAAAUAAUGCUGCUGACAUUUCGUCAUUAUCACACACUCCGGUGCCUGUUCUUUCUAGCGGUACUCCGGCGUCACACUUGAAUGUUGCACCACAACUUUCAGAGUCAAAUGGCUCGCCUCGUGUUAGACGUCGGCCCUCUUUGGACUUAAUGGCCAAACCUUCUGCUGCUGAAAUCCCUGAUUCUGACGUAGAUGAGGAAGCUCAUGAAGGAAAUCUCAGCUUACCUCCACCAUCGAAUGAGGCAUAUGCCAAUGCUGACCCUCUUAAACCAGUUUCUCCUAGCGCCAACCUGAAUGGCUCCAAGAAUAUACUGAAUUUGGAGAGUGACAAGGUACAAUUGCUCCCUCCAACACCAGCCAAGAAAUCUCCUAUAGCUGGUAAGAAACGGGCACCUCAAUCUGAACUACAGUUGACACCUGAAAUUACUGUCAAGGCAGCCGAACAGGCUGAAGCUGUUCUAGAGGUAGCUUCAAGUCAACCAAGCCAGGAUGAGGCAAGUAUCACGCAAGAGUCAGAUGACAAAAUUGAAACUGGAUUACAGCCAAUUGCUGGAACCCCUACCGGCAGCCAGCCAAAAGCUAAACGUCAAAGAGCCAAAGCCACAGAGAAGAAAAUUCAAGACACUCUCAUUAAUGCUACAGAGACAAAGGGUGUAGAAGUUUCUCCUAUUAGUGGUCUCACUCGAAAAGAACAGGCUCAAGAAGCAAAACGUCUCAGAGAAGAGGCCAAGAAGCUCAAACAGCUCGAAGCUCAAAAGAAAAAAGAAGAGCAGCUAAAGAAGAAGGAGCUUCAAGCCCAGAGAAAAAGGGAACUGGAAGCCCAAAAAUCAGCUAAAGCAGCAGAGUUGAGAGAAUUGCAAAGGAAAAAGGCUCUUGAAGAACUUGAAAAGCUUGGCGAGGAGAAUAGACGUAAAAGGGAAGAAGAGAGGUUGAAACAGCAAGAGCAGCAACAACGGGAGCAAAAGGACGAAACAAAUCCUAGUCAAGAUGAUAUAAUCGAGACUGAAAAUUCAGACGACGGUGCCAAGGGCAAGAAACGACCUUCUGCUGAGACUUUACGACGAAACCAACAGCGUUUGGAGGCCAAUCGAAAAAGUAUGGAGAAGUUCCACAAUGCUGUUAAUAGUCUAGAAAAGGAUGCUGAUGGUUCAGCUGCUGUUCCUGAGGCCAGCGUAGAACCACCAACCCAGUCAGAGGAACCACCUAAGAGGAAAAGAGGUAGACCACCCAAGAAGAAGGUAGAAGUUCAACCAGAGACUGUGAAACCUGUCUCGCCUGUGAAGCCAGAUGUAGUUCCAACUGCUGCCAAGAUAAAUGGUUCUCAAGGGUCUACGAAUGACAAACAGGAGAACAAGCAAGAGGAACCUAAUGAUAACGAGGAGGAUGACGAUGAGCAAGAAGAGGGGCAAAAAAUAAAACCAGUGACUAAUCAGCGAUCUCAAGGUAAUACAGCAGCUCGCUAUGCUCAAAGACUACUUCGUGACGAUUCUAAUUCAGAUUCAUCGAGUGCGGAUGAAUUAUCUGACGGAGACUCUGACUUAUCAGAUAGCCCGGCCCCGGUAAAGAGGCCCCGUAUUGUUCCUACACCUUCAUCUGCAAAACUAGUAACAGCAAAUGGAAAUGGACGAGCUACUGGUUCUCAAUCGCAGGCUUCACCAGCUCCAAACCCUGUUCGCACCACUAUGCCUCAACCGCACCCCAGUGCCGUUAGAACCUCCUCUGCUACCCCCAGUAGUCCAAAUCCAGCUCCACAGACAAGGCUCACUGGUCUCAACUUGUUGAGUUCUUUGGCUUCACAAGCGAUUCCUGACGUUCGGGAGAGAGUCACUGGAGUCCUGCCAGUUGCACCAAAGGUCAAUUCUAAACCCAGUCAGCCUAAAGAAGAUACUGACUCAGAUUCGAAUUCGGAUUCGGACUCGGAUUCUGACUCGGAUUCAAAUUCCGACUCUGACGCAGAGUCAGAUGGUGAGGAAACCAAUGGAAUCCCUCUCUCCAAGAUGGCAAGCAAGACUAAGCAGCCUAAAAAGAAGAAGAGAAACACUGGUUUUAUGGGUCUCAUGAAAGAUGCUUUUGCUGGCAGUGUGAAGUCCCGUUGA
Molecule: messenger RNA, 2616 nt
Organism: Sugiyamaella lignohabitans
Lineage: Eukaryota; Fungi; Ascomycota; Dipodascomycetes; Dipodascales; Trichomonascaceae
Gene: MIF2
Product: Muscle M-line assembly protein unc-89
Exons: 1
Coding region: 1-2616 (871 amino acids)
Biological process (GO): negative regulation of septation initiation signaling; rDNA heterochromatin formation
Cellular component (GO): nucleolus
Molecular function (GO): rDNA binding; phosphatase activator activity
Source: RefSeq, a predicted model, not a curated record